Polistes dominula (European paper wasp) is the source of this 11574-nucleotide messenger RNA. RefSeq names its product histone lysine N-methyltransferase trithorax (gene trx). Lineage: Eukaryota; Metazoa; Arthropoda; Insecta; Hymenoptera; Vespidae. Gene Ontology annotation, cellular component: nucleus; histone methyltransferase complex. The record is from RefSeq and is a predicted model, not a curated record. Gene Ontology annotation, molecular function: sequence-specific DNA binding; protein binding; histone H3K4 methyltransferase activity. Gene Ontology annotation, biological process: positive regulation of DNA-templated transcription.
CUUAACAUUAGCAAGUUUAGGUUGAACAGUACGCGCGUAUUUCGCGGUCAUUGACGAAUUUGUCCGAACGUAACCGAUGAUAGACGAAGGUUGCAAAUAUUCGUGUGUGUUAAAUAUUCGUUGGUGUUCGGUUGAGGUACCUCGGCUGGGCAAAAUCACGUAAAAUGGAAACAGAAUUUCGUUGUGGGGUUGAGGUUGAUCGUUGAAAAGUGUGAACAUGGGAAGGUCCAAGUUUCCAGGGAAGCCGCCGAAAACGGUGACCAGGAAACGGAUUAAAGUUCUCGGUCAGCCUGAGACUGUCCAAAACGAUUCGGUAACCGUCGCCGAGAACAUCUACUACGGACUUUCCCUGUUCAAUGAAACAUUUGGUGACAACGAGAAGGAACAUCCGCCAUUCCAUGGUUUUAGCACUAAAGAGGCUAAUCUUUCUGUGUCUUACAUAAAAACGCAGCAACAUGGUACAGAAACUACAAAUAAUAAAAAUCCUUCCGUUAAGGUUAAAAAUCAUGUUUUACAAUGUAGCACUAAUAAAGAUAUUACCAAUGUCAACAAUUCUUCCACGGAUAUGGAAAAUAAUGUAGAAAAAUUAUGCGAUACUAAUAAUACCGAAUCAAAUGAAAAUGUUAAGAAAGAUUUAACUAUAUCGAAUUUAUCGGAUUGUAAAAGGACUACAAAAAUUCAUAAACCUAAAACUCGAAGAAAUUGCAAUAAUAUCAAAUUUUCAAAUUUUAUUAAAAGUCCAGUAUUGAAAUCGGUUAAUGCUAUCCUAGAUCAACAUCAACGUACUAGACAACUACGUAAUAGUACUGCUAAAAGAUUAUUACAAAGAGCAAAAUCUAACAGCAGCAAUGUACGUAACACAAUAGUACAAUCUGCUGCUGUUGCUGCUGCUGCUGCUGUUGCUGCUGCUGCUGCUGGUGGUGGUGGUGGUGGAGGUGGUGGUGACAAGUCCAAUACCGUAAGAAAAUUUAUAUUACCCAUACGCAGUGCUCAUUCGUCGAGAGUUAUAAAACCUAAUAAACGAUUCAUAGAAGAAUUAGAAGAUAUUUCUGGUACGGAGCAUAAUGAAAAUGAUAUUAAUGUAAAUGUUAAAAAAGCUAGAUUUGCAGUUAACAAAUUAAACAAUCAUGAAGAAUCAAAGUCUAAAGAGGAAAGUGUUGAUUUAUUAAAUACUAAAUUCAAAGUUGAUGAGAUUAAAAGUAAGAGUAAAAAAAUUGUUCAAAUUACAACAAGUCAAACGAAUAAAACUUCAACAAAAUCUUCUGAUUCGAGGCAAGAAUCAGAAAGGCAAGUAUCUAAACCUAUUGUUAAAGAAGCUAAGAAAAACAAUAAUACAUCUGCCAAGGUAAAACUAACAAAUAGCUUGUCUAAUGAAUCGGAUGCUAAACAAGAUAGCUCAGAGAAUACAAGUGGAACUGUACAAAGCCCUAAGUCGUCAACCAUCUCGAAAAAUAAUAAACAGACAUCUGUUCCUACUAAAGUUCUUCCUGAUAUUAAUGUUCCAAAUUAUGAGUCUUCCAGAGUUCAAACAAGAUCGGGAACUCAGUGUGAAGUAUUCAACGAUACGAAUAUUCAAAACAAUAUGCAAGAUAAUACUAAAUUAAGAGAAAAUAAUAGUACAGAAAAAGAGUGUUGUUUAAGUAAAGAUGACAAGAAGACAGUAGAGAAUAACUCGGAGGAUAACUUUGAUACAGAAAGUACUUUAUCUGAAAGUGGAAGUGAUCACAGUAAUCAUACGGAAGAUGAACAAUCUGAAUGGUCGGGAAUAAAGUUGAAUGGUGGAAAAGUUAUUUUAAGAAAAGCAAGAUUAAAAUUGGAUAACAAAUGUGUCGGUGGAACAGAAGGCCCAUUUUCUGUAACCAGUACUAAUAAUAAUUCCAAUGGUAGCACAAACCUAGGGUUGACGGGAACUAUAAAAUGUGGUGUUUGCGGAGCUGUACGUUUUUAUAGAUUUGUCAAGCAAGCACGGAAAUUUGGAAUUCACAGUUGUGAAUCUUGUCGUAAAUUUAUCAGUAAAAUGAUUAAACGACAAGGUUGUGCUAAAUCUACAAAUAGUCCUCUUCCUUUUCUCCAAUGUCACAAAGGCGAUGGAUUGUGUCUUGUACCACCUGUUGUUAGAAGUCAUCAAUGGAAUCUCAUGCGUUGUGUUUAUAAAGCUAGAUGUCCAGCUUGUUGGUUAAAAAUGUGUCUCAAGUGUUAUAAUAUACCUGCUACAUUGAGAUCUGGUUUGAAUUCCAUGUUACCGCCUAUAAUGCGAGAUCCUUUAAGUACAUCAGCAUUAUUAGGUCAAGAUGAAAGCGAUUGUCAAGGACAAAAAUCAUCCUUACCGUGCAAAAUAAGCUGGCCGGCGGAAGAUAGUCUGGAGAAAAAUUUAUUCAAGUCUGCAAUGAGUUGGAAGAAUAUUGAAUUAGGUCAAAAAACUACUUAUCAGGGUACAGCUGGUUUUCUUUAUACAAAACUUGAAAAAUUUGAUGCUGUUAUGAGUACAUCGCCAAGUAAAAAGAGAAGAAAGCAUAAUCGAAUUAAAGUGCGGAAGAAAAUAAAAAAUCCGAUACUUCCUUCACCACAGAUAAAUAAUCACCGUCCACAACCGCUUAGACAGAAACUUGAAUUGAAAGGACCAAGAGUAAAGCACGUUUGUCGGAGUGCAAGCGUUGCUCUUGGACAACCAAUAGCAACUUUUCCUUCUUUGGAUAAUAAAGAAGAAUCGGAAAAUAAUAGUCCUAGUUUGAAGGCAGUUACAAAACAAACUAAUCUGCUUGAUAAGAAAAACGAUAAUAAUAAUACGAAAGAAAAAGAAAUUUGCAAGGAUAACAACGAUGAAAAUAAUCACAAUACAAAUAUUAUUACGGUACAACAACAAUCUUAUUCGAAAAAGGGAAAAACACAACAAAAUAUCUCAAUCUCUAAUCUUUCAAUGAUUUCAAAAAGCAAUCUUGAAACAUCACACACAGUGUCUAUAGACUUUUGGGAGCAAUACGAUCCUGCAGAAGUUGGAGUUAAAGGUUUUGCUCUUAUUGGAUCGGAAUUAUUCUAUGUUCCUGCCAUUUGUUUCCUUUGUGGGAGUGCCGGCAAAGAACCAUUGAUUUACUGUCAAUGUUGUUGCGAACCAUAUCACGCUUUUUGUUUGGAACCCAGUGAUUGGAGUAUUUGUUCUCAACCAAAUUGGUGCUGUCCAAGGUGUACAAUAUGUCAAUCCUGCCAUUUAAGAUUUGGUCCAAAAUUAUCUUGUAUUCGUUGUCGUCAGUCAUUUCAUCACACGUGUCUUUUAAAAUCUGGCAUCAGUUCUAGACUUUAUAGUCCUGAUAGACCUUAUGUGUGUCAAAGUUGCAUCAAGUGUAAAAGUUGUGGUAGCGAAGGCGUAAACGUUCACGUAGGCAAUUUACCCUUAUGUUCUAUGUGCUUUAAAUUGAGACAACAAGGAAACUAUUGCCCAUUAUGUCAAAAAUGCUACAAUGAAAAUGAUUUGGAUACUAAAAUGAUGGAAUGCAGUGAAUGUUCUUGCUGGGUACACGCUCGUUGCGAAGGUCUCUCCGAUGAAAAAUAUCAGAUUCUUAGUUAUCUUCCAGAUUCCAUUGAGUUUACCUGUCAGCAAUGUUCUGACAAUCCAAACUCCGUUUGGAAAAAUGCAGUUGAAGCAGAACUCAAAGCUGGAUUCAUUGGCGUAAUUAAAUCAUUGAGUAAGAAUCGAAAGGCUUGUGCCGCAUUAAAGUGGAGUCCUAAAAAAGAAUGUCUUUGUAAAUCCAUUUCAACGACUAAAAAAAUAGAUCUUCCCGAAGAAAAGGCUGCUGAAGUAAAUGGUACAAAUAGUAAAGAUAUUACUACAUCGGAUGAAUCUGAUGACGUAACUGGGAGUGCAGAACAUAGUUCGGUUUCCAGUUUGAAAUCUGAUUUGUCAAAUAAAUCUGAAUUGGAAGAACAACAACAACAACCAAUGGAAGGAUCUACGAGAAAAGGUUUGCGUCGUUUACGACAAAAGUUUCACUUGAAAGAAUGUACUGUGAGGGUGAAGAAUUGUAUCCCUAAAGAUACAUCAGAAAUUGAUAAAAAAGAUCCACCAAUUCGUAAUCAGGAAUCCACUAAUGAGAAAUUAAGUGAAGUUACAGACUGUCAUUGUAUGGAACAAGAAAUUAUUGUGAGACCAUCGGCCACGUCGUUAAUGACUGUAAAACAAAAAGUUAAUAAUAACGAAUAUAAAUCGUUGACCCAAUUUCACGCAGACAUGGAGCAUGUCAUUAACCGUACUGAUAUUAAAGAUUUGAUAGAUGCAUAUCACGAAACUUUACAAGAAAUAUUUCCAUGGUUUGUACCGAAAAAUUCAAAAGCUGAUCAUAAGAUUGGCGGCGGCGGCGGCGGCGGCGGCGGCGGCGGCGGCGGCGGCGGCAUACUCACUCCAAUUCUAGAUGCUGAUGAAAAUAAUGAUUCGUUGGUAGCAAAAUUGGACGAUUCUAUGGUGAAUAUGAUGAUAAACAAGGAAGAAAUAGUAAAAGGUUGCUCUAAAGUUGUUGUAGCAAAAGCAUUGAAUUCAUAUAACACUCAUCAAGAAGAUAGCAGGUUGUGUUGUUUGUGUAAAGGAUUAGGUGAUGGUCAAGAAACGAAGGAAGGCAGACUUCUAUAUUGUGGCCAAAAUGAAUGGGUCCAUGCAAAUUGUGCAUUAUGGUCGAACGAAGUAUUUGAAGAAAUAGAUGGUUCCUUGCAAAACGUUCACAGUGCUAUUUCAAGAGGACGUUUAAUUCGUUGCAAUGAAUGUGGUAAAAAAGGAGCGAGCAUAGGAUGUUGCGCAAAAAAUUGUAACAACACUUUCCAUUAUCCUUGUGCAAGAAACAUAGGUCUUGCUUUUAAUGACGACAAAACAGUAUUUUGUUUUUUGCAUUUAAACAAUUCGACGACGCAUAAGCCGCUGCAUAAUGAAACUGAUUUUAAUUUAAAAAGACCAGUAUACGUGGAACUCGAUCGUAAGAAGAAAAAAUAUGUUGAACCAAAUAAAGUUAAAGUGAUGAUCGGUUCAUUAAUAAUUGAUUGUUUAGGUACAAUUGUACCUGAAUUUUCAGAUACAGUUGAAAAAAUAAUACCUUGCGAUUAUAAAUGUUCAAGGUUAUACUGGUCAACUGUAAAUCCAUUUAAAAUUGUAAGAUAUUAUAUUAGAACGUACGUGCAAGUAUUCGUGCCAGAAGUAUCGGCUGAUUUAGAAAAUAACAUUACCAUUGAUCAUUCCAAAGAACAAAGGAAGGAAGAUCUGUCAAUAGAUAAACAUAAAGUUGAAUAUUUAGCUGUAAAACAAACAUUGGAUUCAUUAUUGGACACCGUAUGUUGUAAAGAAGUCGAUGAAAAUUUAGCUGAGCAAAAUAACACAGAUUUGUUACCUCCUGAAUUAGAAGAAGCUAUUUUUGAGGAUUUACCCCAUGAUUUGUUGGAUGGAAUUUCCAUGCAAGAUAUUUUUCCAAAAAUGACGAUUGAGGAUUUUUUAACUAUGGAUUUGAAAAAUGAUGGCACAUUCAGUAACGAUUUAUUUAAAGACGAUAUGCUACCUUCAGAAGUAGCUGAUUCAUCUAAACCGGUAGAAAAUAAAAUUUCCAAAAUGGAUCCCUCCUUAUUGGAAUUAGGAACGCAUAAUGAUCUGUGGGUACAUUUAGAAGCAAAGACUUCUGUUCAAGAUUUUAUGGAUGACUUAUUUAAUUCUAAAAGUCAAAAACGUGGUGGUAGAGAAUUAAAACGUUCCAAGUCAGAAGUAAUAUCAAAUAAUUCAUUAAUAGUUGGUGGCCCUAGGCAUCAUCAGAGAUCUUGCAGUCUUACUUGGAGUUGCAAAUUGGAUAAUACUUAUGGUCCUAGCAUAAAAAGGAGAAAAUUACCUAGAAACGCAGCAGGCAAGUCGUCUACUGAAACUAGCGUAAUGGUACUUGAUGCACAAAAUGAACAUACGUCUAUGAUUCAUGAAUUGCGAAUUCCUGAAAGUAUAAUGGUUACUGUAGGUAGUGUAGGUAGAGCAAAUACUCCUAAUAUUCUACAUUCUGAUUCGGUACGAGAAAUCAAAUAUUGUAUCGAGGAUUCGAGUGGCAUCAAUCGCCAUGUAUUACCUUCGAGGGGGGAAGAUGGGAAAGAACACAAAAGACUCUUUUGGCAUACGAGACAACAGCCACCUCGUAUAUUACAGGUAGAUGGUUCUGCUGAUCCAAGUAGCGCUAGCGAAUGUAGCUCUCCAGAAUAUAAUAUAGAAGAUAAAACAUCUUUGGAAAGAUCUGAACAUUUAUCGAUUCCUCAAUUGGAUGGUAUCAACGACGAAUCUUCGUGUGACGAUAGCGAAUGGAUCUUAUCCAAGGAAAAAGAUUUCAAUUUGCUUAUACAUCCGUCAAAUGUACAACAUUCGCGAAGAAUUGUUGGUCUUCUCAGGUCACAUUUAUCAUCUCAUAAUGAUAAUAUGCUAAAGGAAAAGGAAAAAGAUCACUUUUCUCAUAUUUCUAAAUCUACGCAGCAUAAAGCGACAAAUUUUGUCAAAAGUAAAGAUCAUCUUAAAUUACAUUUACAAAUUCCACAAUUAGAUGGUGCUGAUGAUGUUUCCAGCGACGAUGAAUGUAUAUCACCUAAACAUACCGAGAAUGAAAUAACAAAUGUCAUUUCAAAUUAUAAUCCAGCAAUCGAUCACACCACUGAGAAACCUGUAACUUGUGAAAGAUGUCGUUGCACAUACAGAACCCAAGAUAGUUAUAACAGACAUCUAAUUAACUGUGAUAUUAUGAUUACAAGCGAUAGUGAUUCUGAAAUAAUGGAUAAUAAAUUAGCGUCUCCGGAUUCCAGAUUUUCUCCAAAUAUUGGAUCAGUAUCUCCACAAUUUAUAACUCUUUCUCCGUCAGAAGGACAUACACUUUCAUCGGAAUAUACUGAAAUACAAGCAACGUCGCCUAUAGAAGCUUCUGUACCAUCGCCCCAUCCAGGAAUUCAAAUAGAACCAAUUGCUCAAGCAAUUAUUACACCACAAUUACACACUCGCGCUACCGUAGAAACUGUUCAUCAAACAGUAUUAACCUCUAAUGACAUGAUUGUGCAGACUCAAUACACUAGAACAACAGCGACAUUACCAAAUGCCGCAGUAUUACCUCAAGAAAGUACCGUUCAGAUAACGGAAAUAACAGAUCCACCAUCGAUUUCCAAUGAUUCCUGUAUCACACAAACUUUGGUAAAUAUGCCAAUAAGUUCUCCAGAUAGUACAAGUUCUCAAAGCGUUCCAAGUCCGCAAGUAUCGCCAAGCUUUUCAUCUACUGGCGUACAAACGGCAACAACAACUAAUGAUGGAUCGUUGACUAAUAUUCAAAUAUCAAGAGUAACAAAAUCAAAAUCACCUCGUGCUGCUAGACCUCGUGCAAAAAACAUCAAAUCCCAUGUUAUCAAAAAUUCCGUACAGUCGUCUCAUAACGGACCUACUAGACUACAACCAAUGCAGACUACUAAUACUCCUGUAAUUCAGUUGCAACAAACUCAAAGACCUAAUGGCCCAACAGUCAUUUUGCAACAAGUUCCUUCGCCGAGUAUUAUGUCUGCAUAUGUUGAAACUCUACAACAGCAAACUGGACAAAAUGUACAAUAUAUAACUGCAAUCAGUGGUCAACAUGAAACUGGAUAUAAACCACAAUUUAUAACAACUAAUCAAUUAGUUCCUGGUACAUACAUACAAACACCAUCCGAUAAUUUAUUGGCGUUGCAGAAUGGAGGAAUAUCAAUAUUACCAAGUGUACAAAUUGCACAGACCCAACCAACAGUUUUGGGAACUAUUAUACAACAGCAACCAAGUGCAAUACAAUGCGGUGUAAUAUCAUCCGAACAGUUAUUAUUGAGUUCUACUCCAACAUUAGAAAUGUUUACAGAUUCAACAGGAAGUAUGUUUGUUUCUAAUCAACCCAUGUAUUAUGGUUUAGAAACAAUAGUGAGCAAUACAGUAAUGUCCUCGAGUCAAUUCAUGACUGGAGCAGUACCUCAAGUCUUAGCAAGCAGUUAUCAGACAACAACGCAAGUUUUUCAAGCUUCUAAACUUAUGGAACCUAUUGUAGAUGUUCAAUCUGUUUCUGGAGUACCCACUGUAACAGCAGUGGAAGCAGUACCGAACAUACCAGGUGUACCCAAUGUAACAGGAUUGCCUACUGUGCCGAGUGUACCUACAGUACCUGCUGCUGCUGCUGCUGCUGCUGCUGCUGCUGCUGUACCUAGUAUACCUAGUAUACCUAGCGUAUCUAGUGUAGCUAGCAUACCUAGUGUACCCAGUGUACUGAGUGCACCUGCCGCCGCACCACCUAGCGUAGCUACUGUACCUAAUAUGCCUAGUUUACCAAAUGCAUCAAAUGUACAAGCCAUGGGAAAUGUACCGAGCGUAUCGGCGCAGGUAACUGGUGUACCACCUGGUGGUUAUGUCGUGGUCAGUCAGCAUACACCAGUACUAGAUACUGUUGUAACACCACAAAUUAAUAUUCCUGCUUCUAUUGAACAAAAUUUUGCUUCUAUCGGAUGUAAUUCUAUCUCGCCGUCACCCUGUAGGACAGUAGUAGAAGCACUCGCAGAUCCAGUUCAAAUAUCAGAUGUGUGUUCGUCUGAAACUCCUAUUACAAUUACACCAAGAAUAACAUCGCCUCCUAAACCCUUACAACAGACAAUGCCAACUAUUCCAAGAGUUGCUGUACGUCCAAGUCCCGCUUCAUCACAUCCAGGCAUACAAUUGAAUUGUGGAUCAUGGAAGAUUACUGAACAAAAAGAGACUGCAUCAUCUUUCGACGCGGAACAAAUUAUUAGUAACAGUGUCAGACCAUAUUUUGAUUCGAAACAUGUAUCAGAAAAUACCAGUAUGAUAAAGGCUAGCAUAUCAUCUAAAAUCCUGCCCUUACCUAAUCAUUGCAUAACACAAAGGAAUAUAAUUGUAAAUAAGUUGAAUCAUGAUGUAAAUAAUGUGCAUAAUAGUUAUAGCGGUAAUGUAUCAAAUUCUAAUGGUAUCAAUGUAAGCACGACGAGUAGUAAUCCAGUUGUAACUAGUUGUAAUCUUCAAAAUAAAAUAACAAUGUCUAUGAGCAAUGUACCAACGAGCAGACCCAUGAAUAGGGUCCUGCCAAUGCAAGCUGUUGUUACACCGAAACAAGAUCUUAUCAAACCUAUAGAAAAAGAUCAAAUCGUUAUGGAAGAACCAAGGAAACCCAUUAUAAAGCCACCUAUUGAAUUAACUAAUGCAGAAUCUAAGAAACAGAUGAUCGAAAGUAUCGUUCCAAUGAAAACAUCUGAAAACGAAAUUAACAACAGUAUAAUAACGGAAACACAGAAAUUGAGCACAGAAACUGUGGACAAAGUUAAAGAUAAUCUCAAAUUGGAACUCGAUAAAGAUAAAUUACAUAGUACGUCGUUAAAGAUCGUAUUGCAAAAGCAAUUACAAGAUGGUUCCUACAAGAUUAGGCACAAUAUGAAAGCAAUAACGCAGAAUAAAAAAUCUCCACAAGUAACAUCAGUAGAGAUAUUACCGACAAAGCAAGUACCACAAAUAACAUCCUUACAACUUUUACCGAUUAAAACAUUUACGUUGAAAACUAAUAAGAUAGAUGACAAAGUUCAAAGUAUAGAUAACAACAAAGUGAAUGUAUUGAAGAAAAGUCCUCCAGUUGCUGUGAAAAAGCCUAGAUUAAUCAGCAAAUCGAUGAUGAAACAACUUCCUCAAAAAGAAGAAACUCCGAAUAAUUCGCAAACACAGAAAAGUUGUUCUAAAGGGCCAAAUCUGAUGUACGAAAUCAAAUCUCAGGAUGGAUUUACGCAUACUGCAUCUUCGAUGUCCGAGGUAUGGGAUAUGGUUUUCCAAUCUGUGCAAAAUGCUCGAAAGGCUCAUAAUUUGCCUCCUUUACCGCAUAAUCCUCUUUCUGAAAAUCUUGGAUUAGAAAAUAAUUCGACAGUAUAUCUAGUCGAACAGUUACCAGGUGUCAAUAGAUGCACUAAAUAUAAACCCAAAUUUCAUAACUUGAAACCAGCAAUAUCCAGCGAAACGGAUAAUGAUCUUUUAGCAGCAUGUGAUAAUGGUGCAGCUCGCGCGGAACCAUUUAAGGGUAGAAAAGUGCAUGACAUGUUUAGUUGGUUGGCAUCGAGGCACAGGCAACAACCAAAAAUGAUUGCCAUCUCGGAAGCAGAAUCAAGACGGGUAACGAGCACAAAUUUACCAAUGGCGAUGCGCUUUAGGAUACUCAAAGAAACAUCUAAAGAAUCUGUUGGAGUAUACCAUUCUCACAUACACGGAAGAGGUCUUUUCUGUUUGAGAGACAUCGAGGCUGGAGAAAUGGUCAUUGAGUAUGCAGGAGAGGUAAUUCGUGCAUCGUUGACUGACAAGCGAGAGAAAUACUAUGACAGUAAAAAUAUCGGAUGUUACAUGUUCAAAAUCGACGAUCAUCUAGUUGUGGAUGCCACAAUGAAAGGAAAUGCAGCAAGGUUCAUUAAUCACUCAUGCGAGCCAAAUUGUUAUUCAAGAGUGGUAGACAUCCUAGGUAAAAAACAUAUUUUAAUUUUUGCACUCCGACGCAUCGUUCAAGGGGAAGAGUUAACGUACGACUACAAAUUUCCAUUUGAGGAUAUCAAGAUACCAUGUACCUGUGGUUCUCGCAGGUGUCGCAAGUAUCUCAACUGAGACUACUGUGUGUGUGUAUCAAAAUUACGCAAACAAACACUCAUGAGAUAGAAAAACAAAACAAAACAAAGAGAGAGAGAGAGAGAGAGAGAGAGAUUGAAAGAUGGGAGAGAUAAAGAUUAAGAUUAAGAUAAAGAUAAAGAUAAGGACAAAAAGAGAAAGAAAGAGAGAAAUAUGUGCUAUAAUUACGCGCGCUUUGAAUAUAGAAUUCAUUUGAUUGAAGGUGGUUAUUCAUUUGAACGUCAAACUAUUUUCUGAAAAAUAGCAGCUUUUUAUUACUACAAAGAGAAAAUAGAUAUGAGCUAUGAGAUUGAUUUAAAGGGCCAGCUACAGAGUGUGAAAAAUGGCGUUUACGACAAUGUUACUUUAGACAACUACGUUCGGUAGUUGAUUUAAGGACUAUACUUAUAGCAAUAAAUGAUUCAACGUGUCCCGCUUUCAUACCUAAAGAGUCUUGCGUGUUGGAAAACACUUGAGACUCUUGAAAGUGUUAUAUUAUUCACGCCUGUGCUUUUCUGCACGAUUUAGGCUUUGUCUAUUAUUGAGGCUUAAGUGUACAAGUUGUCGUACACUUUACACUAAAUAACGAAUUGGACCAAGCUAAACAAAAAAAAGAUAGUGUAUCAUCGAUGUACUGUUUGUAGGAGAUGCACCAUACAUUUUUUAACAGCACUACGUACAUGACAAUUCAAACUUGUUUCACGAAUCAAGAAAGAAAUGCGAUUAAUAUAUUUGUGUAUUAUACGUAACUACGAGAAGAGGAUGAUCGAGGGUAACUUAACAAAGAAUUUUUAAGUGACUGUUUUAAACAGCUGAUAAAUAAUCUCAACAAAUUGAAAUUUCAAUGGAUAUUUCUAAUAGCGUCAGCGAUGUUUUUUCUAUUAUUAUUUUUCUUCUUCUAUCUUUUUAUAUAUUUCUUCUUAUUCUUCUUUGUUUUCUCUUUG